This is a messenger RNA of Amphiprion ocellaris (clown anemonefish), 1594 nucleotides long. RefSeq names its product endonuclease domain-containing 1 protein-like. Bases 71 to 976 code for a protein of 301 amino acids. The record is from RefSeq and is a predicted model, not a curated record. Gene Ontology annotation, molecular function: hydrolase activity; metal ion binding; nucleic acid binding. The transcript is spliced from 2 exons. Lineage: Eukaryota; Metazoa; Chordata; Actinopteri; Pomacentridae.
UCCAGAGAAUCAUUGGUAGACGACCUUAGAAAAAGACCUGACAUACCAGAGUGACAGACACCUCCUAAUUAUGGCAUUUUGGGCACAGAUAGGAUCCCUGCUUGUCAUUCUAAUGUCAGCAGCAGUAAGAGGGAGAGUGGAAAAAGAGCUGUCUCCAGAGUGCAGAGAAUUCCUCUACAGGGGAACACCACCGACAGGACUGGAACACCGCUCCGUCCAGUUCAUUUGCCAGUGUUACAACAAGAAGCCACGCUACGUAACUCUGUACAACACAGAGGACCACAUACCUAUCUACUCUGCCUACAUCUUUAAACGCUCAGAUGGGGAGAAAUGUGUGGAUGUACCAUGGAUGUAUGAACCUCAGCUAUCCACAUCAUCUGAUACAGAUGAGAUGCAGCCCUUUCCGAGUGGUUACAUGCACAUGAAUUUUGAAGACGCCCAAGCCGUUCUGGACGAUUAUACGAAUGCCAUCCUUUACGAGCGGGGCACCCUCAACCCAGACGAGCACCAGGACGAACCUGACGACAAGGCCUCCACCUACACCCUCACCAACGUCGUUCCCAUGGUGCCCGACCUCAACAACAGAGUCUGGAACACACAGGAGCACAUCAUCCGCAAACGGCUCAACAACUACUGCCAUGGAACAGCUUACAUUGUCACCGGCAUCACCACCUCGGGGAAGAUGAUCCGCCGGGAAAACAUGAAACGCAUUGCGGUUCCCACCUACCUGUGGUCAGCUUAUUGCUGCGAUGACUACGACCACAAUACACCUUAUAAUGAGCGCUACAGGUUCCCAUCUUUUGCUCACUAUGGCCUCAACGAGGAAGAAAACAACGGGGUGGUGGAAAUGUCCGUCCAGAAGCUUGAAGAGUUCCUCAAGAAGACCACCUUUGUAAACCAGAACUUUCAGAUCUUUGCGGGUGACUGUGUGCCACCAGCAUCUGGUAGAAUUGAACUGAGAAAUAUUAAGGUAUAAGGUAGCUAUGUGCUAUGUAAGAAGAAAUGCCCAUGUGUUACUGAUAUCACUAAAAAUAGCUGUCUACUUGAGUCAUGACAGUGAGCCAACAUGCACAGUAUCAGGAGCCAUAAACUAAGGCAGCUAAAUGGAAAUUAGCCAUAAUUCAUUUUAUUACCUACAUCUGUACAUUUUCUGCUGUGGCAUGAUAACAUGUCUGCUGUUAAAGAGGUUUAAAACCUACAGACCAUUUUCACUGCAGACAUUUUGGUGCUUAGAUCAUUACAGUGACACUCAGAUCUCUCAGAACUGGGUCAAGAGAAACGCUAAAGUUGGAAAUCGAGGGUGUUUUCUACUUAUUCUGAACAACCGCAUUGGAAGGUGAAGUGAGAAAUUGGCCAUCACAGAGACAGAAGGAUAGAAUUUGUUUGUCUUGUGUUUGUUCUCUCCUCCUCUUCCUCCUUUUUCACUUACAACUGUCUUCUCAACUUUAGAACUGGCUGGCUUAAUUGAACGCAGCUGUUUUUAAUGAUAUCAGUAACAGCUGGUAAGACAUGUCAAAAUGCCUACUGUGAAAAAGGUCAACUAGAAGACAUUACAUUCAGUGUAACAAAAUGUACCUUCUUUGUGUAUUUCACA